Molecule: messenger RNA, 5742 nt
Organism: Manacus vitellinus (golden-collared manakin)
Lineage: Eukaryota; Metazoa; Chordata; Aves; Passeriformes; Pipridae
Product: sodium channel protein type 5 subunit alpha-like
Exons: 25
Coding region: 1-5742 (1913 amino acids)
Biological process (GO): membrane depolarization during action potential; neuronal action potential; sodium ion transmembrane transport
Cellular component (GO): voltage-gated sodium channel complex; plasma membrane; axon
Molecular function (GO): voltage-gated sodium channel activity
Source: RefSeq, a predicted model, not a curated record
AUGGCUGAAUUCUUGCUACCUGGUACCAACAACUUCCGCAAAUUCACUCAGGAAUCCUUGGCUGCCAUCAGAAAGAGAAUUGCUGCCAAGAAGAAUUGUCGAAGAAAUACUAUAGAGCAGAAACCUGAGGUGAAACCACGUCCCCAGCUUGACCUGAAAGCUUUCCAGAAGUUACCAGCUCUCUAUGGAAAUCCUCCUCCAGAGCUCAUUGGGGAACCACUGGAAGAUCUUGACCCCUACUACAAAGAUCAUAAGGUUUUCAUAGUGCUAAACAAAAAGAAAACAAUCUUCAGAUUUACUGCUACACGUGCCCUGUGGAUCCUCAGUCCCUUCCAUCCAAUACGAAGAACAGCAAUUAAAAUUUUAGUGCACUCAUUAUUCACUUUGUUUAUCAUGUGCACCAUUCUAACUAAUUGUGUGUUCAUGGCUCUGACUGAGUCCUCAAAGACUACAUCUCCAUCGAAAUUACUCAAGUAUGUUGAAUUUACUUUCACUGGCAUUUACACUUUUGAAUCAUUGAUAAAAAUAUUGGCAAGAGGAUUCUGUCUAAAUGAAUUCACUUUCCUUCGAGAUCCCUGGAACUGGUUGGACUUCAGCGUUAUCGUUAUGGCGUAUGUGGGAGCAUUUAGUACCUGGGGAAGUGUGUCAGUCCUUCGGACUUUCAGGGUUCUGAGAGCUUUAAAAACCAUUUCAGUAGUCCCAGGACUCAAGAUCAUUGUAGGGGCACUUAUCCAGUCUGUUAAGAAACUUGCUAAUGUGAUGAUCCUGACUGUUUUCUGCCUGAGUGUCUUUGCCCUCAUUGGCCUCCAGCUUUUCAAGGGAAAUCUCAGACAAAAGUGUAUCAAGAACACUACAGAGUGUGGUAACAAAACAUGGGAAACCUAUGAAAUGUUUCUUAAUGAUUCAGAUGAUUUUGCUAAGAAAAAUGGCUCAUCAGAUAUUUUGCUGUGUGGUUCUGGUGCUGGGGCCUGUCCUCCAGGCUACAAAUGCUGUAAAAUUGGUCCAAAUCCUGAUUAUGGUUUCACCAGCUUUGAUACAUUUGGUUGGGCUUUUCUUUCCUUAUUCCGCCUGAUGACCCAGGACUACUGGGAGCGUCUGUACCAACAGACCCUCAGAGCUUCUGGGAAGGUGUAUAUAGUCUUCUUCAUGAUGGUCAUCUUUCUGGGCUCAUUUUAUCUAGUCAACUUGAUUCUGGCUGUAGUAACAAUGGCAUAUGAAGACCAGAACAAGGCCACCAUUGCUGAAACAGAGGCAAAGGAAAGGAAAUUUCGGGAAGCCAUGGAAUUAUUACAGAAGGAGCAAGAGUCAUUGGGUAUUAAAGGAAUUGAUAUCCUGUCACUUAGCUCCUUGGAAGACCCUUCUCUGUCUGCCAAAGAAAUCAAAGAAAGAAACAACAGGAAAAAGAGAAAUAAGUCCUUGGGGAUAGAAGAUAAUGAAGAAGAAGAAGAAUUCCCCAAGUCACAGUCCACAGACAAUCAACGAAAGUUGUCUCUCCUUGGCCUGGUGUAUGGUCCCAAUGCAAACCAGGGGAGACGCAGACUUAGCCACGGGAGCGUGUUCAGCUUCCAAAUACCCACUGCAGAAGCUGAUUCCAGGACGGAUUUCGGUGCUGAGGAAACCCACAGUGCUGGGGGACACAAAAUCCGGUGCCAUUCCCUGUCGGGCACACAGAUUGGAAGACGCUCCAGCUGGCAAAGCCAAAUGAGCCACAGCUCUCACCCCCCUACCCCGAACUGUGUGCAGAGCAAGUGGGCGAGCACGGAUGACUACCAUGGUGUGGUUUUGGGGCUGGGAGGAGGAAGCAGCAGGGUUCACAGUCAAGAUCCAGUGUCUUCUGAAGGAUUAGUGCUUCCACCGGUAAUGGAAGACUCGGGAAAGGGAGAUCUGCCAGCUGUGCAUGAUGAGAGCAGCAUGAUGCAUUUACCUCCUCAUCUGUCAGUGGAGUACUUUAAUGAGGCUCUUCAGAGACAGAGGGCAGCAAGUGUAGUCAGCAUAAUUACCAGUGUCUUGGAGGAACAUGAAGAAGCUCAGCAGAGAUGCCCACCACGCCUAAAGAAACUUGCUUUAAAGUAUCUGAUUUGGGACUGUUGUCCACUUUGGUUGAGAAUCAAGAAAAGAGUGGCUGCUUUCAUAAAGGAUCCUUUUUUUGAUCUCGCUAUCACUGUUUGCAUUGUGAUGAACACUUUGUUCAUGGCACUGGAGCACAAUGAUAUGUCACAUACUUUUAAAUUCAUGCUUAAAGUAGGCAACUUGGUUUUUACAGGAAUCUUCACGGCAGAAAUGAUCUUAAAAAUCAUCGCUCUAGAUCCCUAUUAUUAUUUUCAGCAGCCCUGGAAUAUUUUUGACAGUGUAAUUGUCACAUUGAGUUUAAUUGAACUGAGUUUGCCCAGAAGCAAAAACCAGAGGGAAAAGCGAAGAGGAGGAACCCUGUCAGUUUUACGAUCCUUCAGACUGCUAAGGGUCUUCAAACUGGCAAAGUCCUGGCCAACUUUAAACACUCUAAUCAAAAUAAUUUGUAACUCCCUGGGAGCGCUGAGUAAUCUGACCCUCGUCCUGGGAAUCAUCAUUUUCAUUUUUGCCAUAGUAGGGGUGCAACUUUUUGGGAAAAGUUAUAGGCUCAACUGUACUAGAAUAAGCGAAGAUUGCAAACCACGUUGGCACAUGAUGGACGUUUUCCACUCAUUCCUCGUCGUUUUCCGAAUUUUGUGUGGAGAAUGGAUUGAGACCAUGUGGGGCUGCAUGGUGGUUGCUGAACCACCACUGUGUCUUUUUGUCUUUCUGCUGGUAAUGGUGAUAGGAAAUUUAGUGGUUCUCAACCUUUUCAUUGCCCUACUGCUGAGUUCCUUCAGUGCUGACAGUCUCCAGACAACAGAGGAUGAUGGAGAGAUGAACAAUCUCCGGAUUGCCUUCGCUCGGAUCCACAAGGGAUUUCACUUUGUCAAGAGCAAGACGUGGGACACCUGUUGUGCAAAGCUCAGGCAUUUCAAGAAAGCACAGAGGAAGAAAAUCAAAUUGACUGCACAGAAAUCACUUGGGUUCAAGGCUGAAGAAAUAAAAAACCGUAAAGAGAAUUACAACAAUGAAUGGAUUGAGAAAAAUGGGGACAAAUGCUCAGGUCUCGAAGAUUUUGUUAACAAUCCCAACAUAGUUGUUUGUGUCCCUAUUGCUGAGGAGGAGAACACUAGUGAGGGUUUUGAGGAUGAUGAUAAACUGAGCUCAUUUACGGACACAGAAUACAGCAAACAGUUUGACAGUGUCAGCUCUUCUGAAGGCAGCACAGUGGAUCUGAAAAAUCCUGAGGAUGUUUUGAGGCAGAUUCCAGAAUUUUCUGAAGACUUCAAGACUCCAGAACAAUGUUUUCCAGAAGGUUGUGCUCGACACUUUCGUUGUUAUGUGGGUAGUGCUGCAAACUUUGGAGGAGAAACAUGGUGGAACCUGAGGAAAACCUGCUACCAGAUUGUCGAACACUCUUGGUUUGAAUCCUUUAUCAUAUUCAUGAUUCUUCUGAGCAGUGGAGCCCUGGCAUUUGAAGACAUCCAUUUACCAAAGAGAGUCAGAAUUCAAAUGAUACUGGCAUUUCUUGACAAAAUGUUCACUUACAUCUUUGUUCUGGAGAUGCUUCUGAAAUGGGUGGCUUAUGGCUUCAAGAAGUAUUUCACCAAUGCCUGGUGCUGGCUGGACUUUCUUAUUGUAGAUGUGGUUGUCAAUGCCCUCCUGGGAGCCAUCCCUUCCAUCAUGAAUGUUCUGCUUGUCUGCCUCAUCUUCUGGCUCAUCUUUAGCAUCAUGGGAGUGAACCUCUUUGCUGGGAAGUUUGGGAAAUGUGUCAACCUGACAGAAGAAGAUUCCACAUUAAAUGACAUGAUCAAAAACAAAUCAGACUGUGAGAAUUACAAUAACACGGGAAAAAUAUUCUGGGUCAAUGUCAAAGUCAACUUUGAUAACGUUGGCUCUGGCUACCUGGCUCUUCUUCAGGUGGCAACAUUCAAAGGUUGGAUGGACAUCAUGUAUGCAGCAGUAGAUUCACGAGAGAAAGAUGACCAGCCAGAGAUGGAGCACAAUCUGUACAUGUAUCUCUACUUUGUGGUCUUCAUCGUCUUUGGAUCUUUCUUUACCCUGAACCUCUUUGUUGGUGUUAUUAUUGACAACUUCAACCAACAAAAGAAAAAGAUAAGUGGGGAAGAUAUCUUUAUGACAGAAGAACAGAAAAAAUACUACAAUGCAAUGAAAAAGUUGGGAUCCAAGAAACCUCAAAAACCCAUUCCGAGACCACUGAACAAAUACCAAGGGUUCCUUUUUGACAUUGUAACAUGCCAAACCUUUGAUGUUGUCAUCAUGGUUCUCAUCUGCCUUAAUAUGAUCAUGAUGAUGGUGGAAACCUAUGAGCAAAGUGAAACGAAGACGAUUGUCCUGAACAAAAUCAAUAUACUCUUCGUUGUCAUCUUUACUGCAGAGUGUGUCCUGAAAUUGGUGGCUCUGAGGCAAUACUAUUUCUCAAAUGCCUGGAACAUAUUUGAUUUAGUGGUUGUUAUUAUGUCACUUGUUGCCCUACUGCUUUCUAGCAUCGGCAGAGCAUUUGAGCAUAUCUUACCACCCACACUCUUCAGGGUCAUUCGCUUGGCUCGGAUUGGACGAAUACUGAGACUCAUCCGGGCUGCCAGAGGAAUUCGGACUCUGCUUUUUGCCUUAAUGAUGUCCCUGCCUGCUCUGUUCAACAUUGGCCUCUUGCUUUUCUUGGUCAUGUUCAUCUAUGCCAUUUUUGGUAUGGCUAACUUUGCCUAUGUGAAGAUGGACGAUGGCAUUGAUGACAUGUUCAACUUCCAAACCUUCGCUAACAGCAUGCUCUGUCUCUUCCAAAUCACCACAUCAGCUGGCUGGGAUCUUCUUCUCAGUCCUAUUUUAAACACUGGGCCACCAUACUGUGAUCCAAGCAUACAUGGUACUGUAGGUGAAUGUGGUAAACCUGCCACAGGUAUUAUAUAUUUUGUAAGUUACAUCAUUAUAUCAUUUCUCAUUGUUGUAAACAUGUAUAUAGCUGUUAUUCUGGAGAACUUCAAUGUUGCUACUGAGGAAAGUACAGAGCCUUUAGGGGAAGAUGACUUUGACAUCUUUUAUGAAAUCUGGGAGAAGUUUGAUCCUGAGGCAACUCAAUUUAUAACUUUCUCUGCGCUUUCAGAUUUCGCAGAUGCUCUGGCUGAACCUUUACGUGUACCAAAACCAAACAAAGUUGAACUCACAGCCAUGGACCUGCCUCUGGUCAGUGGGGACAAGAUACACUGCUUGGAUAUCUUGUUUGCAUUUACCAAGAGAGUGUUGGGAGAUUCUGGGGAGUUGGAUACUCUAAAAGUACAAAUGGAGGAGAAGUUCAUGGCUGCCAACCCAUCAAAACAGUCCUAUGAGCCAAUAUCCACCACACUCAGGCACAGACAGGAGGAAGCCUGUGCCACAGUCAUCCAACGUGCCUACAGGAGUCACCUGCUCCUACGCUCCUUAAAACAGGCUUCUUACCUGUACCACCGUAGAACUUGCAGUGCUGACACUCUGGGAGAGGCUGCUCCAGAGAAUGAGGGACUUAUUGCAUCUAUGAUGGCUGCAAACUAUGGUAGGAGUCCUAACAAGUCUGAAACUUUGUCCUCAGUAUCCCUUCCUCCUUCGUAUGACAGUGCCACAAGAGAGAGUAGUGGCAAUCUUGUGGUUGAGAAUGAAGAAAUAACAGGUAAUCAGCAAUCUCCAGACAUUAAAUAG